Drepanopeziza brunnea f. sp. 'multigermtubi' MB_m1 is the source of this 1785-nucleotide messenger RNA. RefSeq lists its product as uncharacterized. The record is from RefSeq and is a predicted model, not a curated record. Lineage: Eukaryota; Fungi; Ascomycota; Leotiomycetes; Helotiales; Drepanopezizaceae.
AUGGCGACGUGCGAUGGGCUCGCCCUCGGCUUUUUCCGCUCACUCCUCAUCAUCGCGGCAACCACCAGCACCAGCACCAGCACCAUGAGAUGCUCCAUCGCCCUUCUCGCGACCCUCCCCGCGGCCGCGAGAGCCCUGUCCUUCAACGCCUACGAUCUGGGCUUCUAUGGCGUCUAUCCCACCCAGAACCACAUCUCUCUCGGCCAGCGAUCGCCGUGGGUGCGGAUAACGCAGUGGGAUCCCCAGUGCGAGGAUGACGGCGCCCUCAUCCUGCUGAGUCUGCGCGGCCACCACGUCCCGAAUCCGGGCGGGGCCAUUCUCGAUCCGCGGGGGGGCUUGGUCUGGUCCGAGACGCGGUACGGGCAGGCUCUGAACCUGCAGGUGCAGAGGUAUAAGGGGGAGGAUUUCCUGACCUUCUGGUCCGGGACGAGCGGGGGUCCCUGGGGAAAUGGCUCCUACAUCAUGCUCGAUUCCUCCUACGAACUCGCACAUACCGUGACUUCGGUCGGUAUCGAUGCCGGCGGGGAUCUCCACGAGUUUGCGAUCACCGAAAACGGGACGGCGCUGUUCACCAUAUACCAGGAUACCCUCCUGGAUUGCUCGGACGCCGGCCUGAAGCAGGAAUGCUGGAUCAACGAUUGUCUGUUCCAGGAGGUCGACAUCGAGACUGGCCGGUUGCUCUUCCAGUGGCGAGCCUCCGAUCAUGUACCCUUGAGCCAUUCGUAUAGUGGGAGGGGGAAGAAGGGGCUGUCGAAGAAGAAGUCUUGGGAUUACUUCCACAUCAACAGCAUCGACAAGGACGACUUGGGCAACUACCUCGUAUCUGCGAGACAUACGCACGCUCUCUACUAUAUCAGCUCGACCGGCCAUAUUCUCUGGAGUCUGGGUGGCAGACACAGCGACUUUACAGAUCUAUCGGGGGGGGAUGCAUCAAACUUCAAGUGGCAGCACCACGCACGAUGGCACGGUAACAACUCGAUCUCCCUGAUGGACAACCACGGCAACAACGUUUUUCACGACCGGUCCGAACACAGCCGCGGGAUGACCGUUCGGCUCGAUUUUGACCAGAUGUCCGUGACUCUCUUGCAAACCUACGUGCACCCCAACAAGCACCUAGCCAUUUCCCAAGGGUCUGUUCAAAUCCUCCCGGAAUCCGGGAACGUAAUGGUAGGCUGGGGCAACGCUCCCGCCUACACCGAAUUCGCACCUUCGGGCGAGAUCCUGUGCCACAGUCAUUUUGGCGCAUCUCUCUUCUACUCCAUCCUUGAUCUUGGCUGGGUGAAGUCCUACCGCACCCUCAAGAGCAAAUGGGUUGGGAGGCCGAAGGAGCCACCCGCCAUCACAGCUUUUGCCGGGCAGGUCUUCACAAGCUGGAAUGGUGCGACGGAAGUCGCGAGAUGGAGGCUCGAAAGUGCGGAAUCGGCAGAAGCAACCGACAGCGAUUUUGCCAUCGUCGAAGAAGUUCAGAAGGAGGCCUUUGAGACGGUGUUUUCGAGGGACAGUUGGGAGCGCAGGUUUGUCAGAGUUGCGGCUUUGGAUGCUGCGGGUGAGGUCCUGGGGUACAGUGCUGUGGUUGACCGCGCGAUCUCGGAACCGAUAUCGACGCCGCUGACCCCGAUAUUAUUUGGCGUGUUAGGUGUUGCGGUCACUCUGUUCCUUGCUUGGAAAUACAAGGGGGUGCUGUGUAAGCAGUCAGCUAGGAUAUUCCCGUGUAUUCAGCCACCCAAGAGCUCGCAGCACUAUGAGAUGCUGAACUCCCAUGGUCGCGAUGAUGAUGCCGUCUGA